UAGAAUUUCUUUCAUAUAGAUAGUUGAUGUUAUUUGUGCACAUGCAUUCUUUUGUAUUUGGCAAGUCAUUAAAAUUGAUUUAUGCUGAAACAUUCUAUUUCCAAACGAUAUGCUUCUAUCUUACUUAGGUGAGGUCCUUUUUUUUUUUAUUGCUCCAUUUCUGAAUUGGUAUGCGUAAACCCAUAUAUAUUUCAAGUUCAUUACACUCCAACUUUGUUAUCCCCGUCAGUUGUUUUUCCUUGAACCUUUACUUUCUUCUCAUUAUUGGUUGCAAUUUGUAAAAGUUUAAAGCAUUGGUUACUGAUUGCCUUGUUGUUACUAUCCAGACAAUGGCAUAUGUGGCUAUAUCUUUCCUUUUAGCAAUUAGCACACUCAGUUAUCAUUUUUCUCGUACUUGAUUCUUAUGCUUAAAUGCUGCCAUCCGAAUGUAACAAGCAAUUUAAUAUAGAAGACCUUGUACAUGCUAAAUCAGAAAAAUGAAAUAUUUAAUUGCCAGAUUAAACUGAAGCAGAACACAGAUCAAAAGUUUUUUUCUUGUAUAAAAAAUUUGUAGAUAUUAUAUUAUGUGUGGUUCCCCUGUUAUUUACUUGAUACAAAUGAUUUAACAUUUAAGUGAUUCCAGACUAGGAAAUUUUAUUAAGAGUUCCUUUAUCAAGCUUUAGAGGACUGUUGAGUGAAAAUCGAAUAUUAAAUAUAGUAUUUAUGUAAGUAUUUUUUGGUGAAUUAAGAGAACUGAUAUGUUUGUUGAGCUGAUUCUUAAGGCAUGGCUUGAGGGGAUGCAAGACAUGCGAAGUAUUAGACUAUUAGUUUUUUUUUUGGCAAAGGAUAAGUGACGAAGGCAGGAUUCAAGCUCAAGACCUUGUGAUAUACUAUCAAAGCCUUUACCACCAGCUAAGCUAGCUAACACCUUCGAAGUGUUAGUUUUAUACUCCUAUAGAUAUGAAACAGAGUUAUGUAAUGGUGUCAUUGUGAACAUUAAACAAGAUACUUAAAGCUCUUCUUCAGUCAGGUCCAACAUGAUCGGCUGAUUAUCUUCCAAUGUACCAUUGCAUUUGCAUAUGCAAGAAAAGUUAAUUACUUUAUUUUCUAGAAAAAAUCAUUAUCAUCUUGGCAAUCUCCUAAUAUCAACACAGGUUUCUACUUUGGAUUGAUGUUAUCGUUGAUCAUGUUCUCUCCUUUCUUGUCCUAACUAUUUAGAAAGCCGCUAGAGAAGAGCAUGAAGAAUCUUCAUUGAUAAUGGAGGUACAAACAUCAUGCAGAGUUGAUGAGAAAGAAAAGGAGAUUGCCCAUAGCUUCAUGCAAUUAAAAUGUGAGAAAACAGAGGAAAAACAAAAGGCAAUCCUCUUAAGAACAGUGGAGCAGACAGAGAUAAAGGCUGCUGAGGACAAGCAAUCUUUUCCAGAAAGGAUAGAGCAUGAAGACAAGAAGGUCGACAUGCUAUCAUUACCAGAGGAGAAACAAACUCUUUCCGGAAGAUCAGAGCAGCAAGAUUACAAGGCUGCUAGGGAAAAGGGUAAAGAAGCCACGUCAGAAAAGGGUGAACAGACAGAAUUCAAGGCUGGCACAGAGGAGGGUAAAGAAACUACUUUGGGAAAGGGUGGCCUGAUAGAACACAAGGCUGCUAGGGAAAAGGGUAAAGAAGCCACGUCAGAAAAGGGUGAACAGACAGAAUUCAAGGCUGGCACAGAGGAGGGUAAAGAAACUACUUUGGGAAAGGGUGGCCUGAUUGAACACAAGGUAAGUCCAGGAAGCUAUAAUUCAGAUUUUUUUUAUUUAUGCAACAAAUUAAGUUUGGUUUUGCGGAAUGACUUAGAUACUAGCUUUUCUCUUCCACAUUGACCUGCCUACUUGUGAACUUUUUUUUUUUUUAGAUCUUUCACGUUCAUAGCAUCAUCCUCAUUUCAUUUAGUAAUGUUUAGAAAUUACAUUGCAAUUAGAGUGCAUGAGAGAAGAGAAAAACACUCAAGAUUGUGAAAGAAGAAACCAAGGUAUGCAAUACCGUAUCAUACCAGUGUUUCGAGGUUGACUCGGUAUGGUACGGUACCGGUGUAUUGAGCAGUACACCAGGGCAUACCGAGCGGUACACCAGGGUGUAUCGAAUAGUUUUAUAUAUUUUCUUUCUUAUUGUGGCACUGUAGCACGUUCCGUCCGGUACUGGGCGGUCCGCGUAUCGGUAACUAUCUUGCUGUGCCUGCAUUUCCCCAGAGCCCUUUUACACUUACCAACUGUCAUCGCCUUCCUGCCUCUCCAUCGAUGUGGCUGAAUCGCCAAGAGGAAGGCUUCGGUUUUCCUUUUACCAAUCUAAGCAUUACCGAUUAUGAGGUUUUAACUGAUUCAUUGAUACAGGGGUUUACAGCAUCAAACUUCACCAG
This is a messenger RNA of Musa acuminata AAA Group (dessert banana), 2372 nucleotides long. Its product is annotated as spore wall protein 2-like. The coding region runs from base 1237 to 1839 and encodes 200 amino acids. The record is from RefSeq and is a predicted model, not a curated record. NCBI's taxonomy places the organism in Eukaryota, Viridiplantae, Streptophyta, Magnoliopsida, Zingiberales, Musaceae. The transcript has 8 exons.